UUGUAUACUUUGUACUCGUACUUCGUAUACUACAUUACCAUUUACCACUACAUUGUUACAUGAUCAUUUUUAGCGAGAGAAAGAUAUUUGAAACCCAAAUUUUGAUCGAAUUAAACCAAAAAUUUGCGAAAAUAGCGGCGAAAAUGGAAAUGAUAAUGGAUUUCAUCAUCUUCUUCAAUUUCUCUGGGACUUUAAAUGGUAUGCUUAUGUGGUCCUGUUUUGGUGGAAUCAAAUCUUUAAUAAUGUGUAUGCACGGAAGUUUCCAGAGUUUAUUUCACGACUGGCAUCUUGGUCACUUGGCUGUUAGUGUUUAUGAGGGAAAGAACUAAAGAUUUCAUCAUGAGCAACUGUUUGACAAUAUAUUUACAUGGAGAUGAAGUUGCUACACCAUUGGUGGCCUGUUGUAUAGUGCUAUAGUGAUUGAAGAUAGAUAUAGUGAUCUGCAGGAUAAGCUGUUUGGUAAAGAUUCAGAAGCGCAUUGAUCAAAGUUGCCAAAUUCUUUAAGACAAAGUAUUCAAUAUUUUGGGCAAUUGAAAGAUUUAGAUGGGUAACACAACUUUCACAAUGAUCAUAAAUCUAUUACCAAAAGUCAAACUUUAUAAUUUACUACAACUCUUUAUAAUGUACGGAUUCAUUCAUCACCCUCAGCUGCUUUUCUUCUACGACUCUUCAAAAACUUGACAGUUGGAAAGCAGGUUCUUAUUGUAAUUCUCAGUUUCUCAUCUAGGCACAUUACUUGCUUAAGCCUUAUGAAGCAAACAAGAGAAGGGUCGAUAUGAGAAGAGCUUGAUACUUUAAAUACAAUGAGGGUAUUAGCCUUCCAAGGCGGAUUUUUCAAAUACCUCUGAAACAAACAUAUUCAAGCUGAGUUUGAGCUUCUGGAUAGUAUGGUGUAUGGCCACAUGCAACCAUUUAUGAGUAGCACUAUAAUGAUACUCAUAUAUGACAUGAAGCUUUUGAACAUGAGACAUGUUAUUAAUAAGGUGCAUUACUUUCUUACUCUGUCCUUAAAAUUUUGAAAGCGGUCUUUGAUUUUCAAUUUCUGUUUAUGCUUGAUGAUGUGUAACAAAAAACAAGGAAGCCUUCAUCUGAUUAAAAACUGUGGGAUGUUGUAACAUAUUUUGUUGGGAGAAGCAAUCAGGUAUGAUAGAGGAUUGAAUAAGCUUGUGGAUAUUCGUUUUAUCUUUUCAAUGCUUUUUUAAGUGAUGGAAAUAGGUAUAAUAGAGGAUUAAAUAAGCUUGUGGAUAUUCCUUUUAUCUUUUGUAUGCUUUCCUUACCUUAAGUGAUGAAAACAGUUCUGCUUUGGCUGUCUGCAUGAUUGAUAUUAGCCAACAUAAAUGCAUGAAUUUGCUCCAUCUAUUAGUAAUACAUAGUCCAUAAUCAAUUUCUACUGCAACACUCGGGCAAGUGUGUUUUCAGUGAGGCCUUUUGGUUUUCAUAGAGUUCAUCGCUUUAACAGCUUGGUGACUCUGAAUGACAAAUAUUCAUUGAUAUUGUUUCUUCAUCUCUGUGGUGAUGGGAGUUUGGUCUCUCUGAGAGCAUGGCUUAUGCUUUUCUGAAGGAUCAUUUACUAAAAGAAGUUCUAGAUUUGAAUCUUUUCAAAUGUCAGCUAAGCCUCAUUUUAUCCUCCAUAUUUGGUAGGUUUUCAAUGACACUUCAGUGAUGAUCAUACCUAGCACAUAAUGCACAUUGCAUACAUUUAUGGAGAUUUGAAUGUUGAUGGUCUUACCUAGCACAUAAGUACGCAUUGCAUGUGUCGUACUACCUAUUUUACCUUGUUGCAGACUCACAUUCCUCUCUUCCCCUUUUGAAUCAUGUAAUAGGUUUGAGGUGGUUGCUUAACUGAAAAUCCGACAUCAUGGCUUCAAGUGACUUACACUUCAUGCUCCAAGAUGUUCUGCUAUGUCUUUUCUUAAUUUCAAUUAGGAAUUACAUUCUUAAAAACAUACAGCCAGGAAUGGAAUUGUGAGAUAUGUUAUUUUAUGAAAUUAUUAUUGCUUCUUAGGUUUCAAUAGGUUGUAAGGAUAUGUAAUUGUUGUCUAAUUUUAGGAUAAUCCAUUUGAGUAGGUAUCUUUUACUACAGUAGCGGAUUAUGCAAAGUUUGAUAAAAUGAUUGGUUCCGAACUGUUUUGUACGGAGCAUAAUACUGUCAGAAUUGCCUUUGCUGAUUAAAUCUUUAUUUAUAAUGGUAUCAUUAUUUCUAACAUUCUGCAAAUUGUAUAUCCUCACUCUAUUGGGAUAUUUUGAGUAACUGCUUAUAUAAUUUUGCGAAUAGAUGUUUUGAUUUUAAAUUAAAUAUGAAACUUGCUUCCAUAGUAUGUCUUACAUAGUGAUCUCUCCUUCGUUCCUCUUCUGAAGUAUUUGAUAGUUUUGGAUAUUUUGGUGUGAUUGUAUUAUCAUAGAAUAUCGAAAAGGUAUAAGUUGCAUUAUCUCUAUAAUCAAAGUUGUGUUUCCAACCACUCAUUUUCGGUUUGUUUUCAAAAAUGGGUUUGUAUCGUCGACGUAAAAUAUUGCUUUCAUGCUUAAAAGCUGAGCUUAUUUAUGUGUAUGCCUUUGCUGUUUGCUCAUUGACGUUUUCACAAUUCGUCUCCUCUUGUGGUGUGAUUAGUAAGAUUGGUGCGGUGGACUUCUUGAGAAACUGCUAUUGAGUGGAGGAAACUUACAAUUUCCUCCUUCAUAAGCAGUGCAACACUACAACCUUUUUGGGUAUCGCUUAAAUAUAUCCAAUGCCCCAAAGCUAUUGUGAAGUUAUGAUGUCUUCAACCUCUAGAUGAUUUUCGUCAUUUUGCAGAUGGAUUGGAAUUCAUAUUACCGGAGAAAAGAUCGAAAGUGAGAGAAGCUGAUCUGAUGGAUAACGGCUCUAAAGAAGGUGUAGAUAGGAUCAGUGGGUUGCCUAAUGACAUCCUUUAUCACAUCCUAUCAUUUCUCCCAACUAAAUAUGCUGUAGCAACCAGUGUUUUCUCAACUAGAUGGAAAUACGUGUGGUCUUCUGUUCCCGUGCUUGACAUUGAUGCUAGCCUUCAUCGAGACUUUUUCUCUUUCCUCAACAUGUAUGGAAGUAAGGAUUCAGAGAUCUCCUUCAAGAGAUUUGUAAAUAGAGUAUUGCUUCUUAAUGAUACUCCUCAUAUCCAAAAGUUCCGUCUCAUUUAUGAGUGUCAUUAUACUGUUGCUCCGAUUCUUACAUGGUUGAAUGUAGCCAUUUCUCGUGAUAUUCUAGAGCUCGAACUUGACUUUUACCUGUCUGUUCCAAAAGAACUUAUCAAGUAUCCUAGGAACUUUUUCAUGUCCAACUCACUUGUUGUAUUGAAAUUAUCUCGCAUGCCUCUUAUUGUCCCUUCUGUGGUAUGCUUCCCUAUGCUUAAGGUUCUUGAAAUUAGGAGGGUUUUGUACCUAGAUGACAAGUGUACUCAAAACUUGCUUUUGGGUUGUCAAGUUCUUGAAGAGUUGGUAAUAGAAGAAAUCAUAAGGGAGAGGCCAAGGGUGAUAGAUAUUUCCAUACCUACAUUGAAAAAAAUUUCUUUUAGUUAUAAAUUUGUGACUGACAUAUCAGUAGACUGCCCCUAUAAAUUUGUCAUCAAUACCCCAAAUCUUCAGUACUUCCAUGUCAAAGGUCGUAUAUCAGAUGAUUUUGAGGUGAAGAGUUUGGCAUCUUUGACUGAUGUGCAUCUGGAUCUCCGCGAAACUGCUGUUGCUGCUGAAAACUACAAUGAUUGUUAUCAGCGUAUCUGUAAUUUCUUCAAAGGGUUAGCAAAUGCCAAGCUUCUUACUUUGUCUAUUGAUGUUGUUGAGUUGUUAUGCACAGCAACCGCUUAUUCAAAUUUGCCAAGGUUUUACAACAUGAAUACGUUGGCAUUAGGCAUUGGUUUAGAUCUUGAUUUUGGCUGGAAUCGGCUUGUGAGUGUUGUGACGGAGUUUAUUAAAUGCUCCCCUGAUUUAGAUGCUCUUACCCUAUAUAAUAAGCCAGGAAUUUUAAGGGAUGUAGAAGAAAUGCGCAGGAAUCCUCCUGAGGCUGCGCCUGAAUGUCUGCAAUCUCAUCUGAAGGGUAUUCUCAUUCAGGAGCUUUAUUCUAACUUCCUGCCUGAAGAUGUGGAAUAUCUGGCGCAGGAUGUGAAUGUUCUAAAGAGGCUGAAAAUAAAUUGUCAGUGUUCAUUCAUGCUCAAAUGCCAGCUUAAAUAUACUGCACCCGUCGAAUAAGAUUAGCUUUUUGGCUUGAAGAUCUUUUGAUGAGAAACUUGCAUUUUAUGUUGUUUCUUUUGCUGUAAUUUGGAGUAAUUUAAGUUUGCUGAUAUGAAUUAGCUCAUUCACCCUGGUUGUAAGGUGUGAAUGUUGAUGGAGUUCCUUAAAGUAUGAUGUGGAACCUUUUUUUUUUUUUUUUUGGAAAGGCAUGAUGCAGAACUUCUUUCUGUAGAAGAUAUUGUUCCUGAUUUAAGAUAUUUUGCAUUAAUAUGAAGGAUUAAAAUACAUUGAGA
Molecule: messenger RNA, 4469 nt
Organism: Chenopodium quinoa (quinoa)
Lineage: Eukaryota; Viridiplantae; Streptophyta; Magnoliopsida; Caryophyllales; Amaranthaceae
Product: F-box/LRR-repeat protein At4g14103-like
Exons: 5
Coding region: 2848-4194 (448 amino acids)
Molecular function (GO): protein binding
Source: RefSeq, a predicted model, not a curated record